GCUUGAGCAUAUUGCCAAAUGUAGGGCACACUCUGUACCGUGCUUAAAGUGCAAAACAACUUGCCUUGCUUGUUGUCCCGUAACAAGUUCGUGACCACGUGCAUUCGCUCUUUCAAACGAGCGCCUUCCCUCGCGAACGAGCGAAGACUAUGCGCGCCACCCCACCCGGUACGGUCUCUCACCUGUGUGGCUGUAUUUACGACGUUCGUGCGUCGUUACUGACGAGCCUGCAUUGGGCGAACAAGGAAGCGGCCAACAUUUCCUGCCAGACGACAGUCGCUGGUCGUCGUCGGAAGCUCGCGGUCGUGCGUGUCCUGGUGCCGUGGCGCCCAAUGCUCACCGAUCCGGUGGUUGUGUCAAAGAUGGUAUCCAAUCAUCUGUUUUACGUUAGCCGAGCGGAUAUAUUCUCCGUCUAUCCGGAGAUAUUGCGCGAGAUACUCGUGCUGGAGGAGCUGCUGUGUAGGACGAAACCCAUCACCGCCUUUGGACAUACGAUCACGGCAAGCGAUCGCGUACCGUUACAGCUGCCGAGUGAGUUCGAAUGGCAGCUGAAGCAGUACUUCCGCCUGCUUGAGCAGCAGAAGAAGAUCAAUGCGGCCACGGAGCAAGGCAUCCAGCUGAAGAGCUCCCUGGAGAAGGUCGACCACACCUACUGGGAGGUGAAGGCCAAAUCCAUCGAUGAGGUGGUAUCGCCGAUGACUUCGCCGGCUUCCGGCGAUUCGUCCACGCCUUCCUUCCGACGACGGCGGCGCCUCUGCAUUCUGGACAAUCCGAUCGACUUCUGCGACAUUGCCGCCUACAACCAGUGGCGGCUGGAGGACAUCGUGCGGGCGGGCAAGUUGCUGCACCAACCACCGCUGCCGGUACAGUUCGACGACGAGUACGAGAUGCGCAAAGUGUACUCCAUGAUUUACGACGUCUAUCGGUUCAAGCUGGUGCUUCAACAGGCACUGCGAAAUAUUGGCUUUUACGAAAGCUACCCGAUGCUUGCCCACGAAACGACCCGCGUAUGGUUGCUGCUGUACGAUAUGUAUUUGCGGAAGUUUGUAAAACGCGAACCGGAUACGGUGCCACAGAAGGAUCAACUGUUUCACGAGGCACACUUGCUGGAAAUUGAACGAUGUCUUGAGUUGAAUAGUGUCAAAAUUGCGGCCGCUCUUACACGCAUCCGCAUACAGAACAGUGCGUACAACAUGCAAUGUCUGCUACCACUGCACCUGCAGGACAAUAAGGUUGCGGUCGUAGUCUCCAAUCCCAUCAUAACCGGCUGGAUCAACACGUUUCGCAUCCGCACGAAACAGGAAGCGAACGAAAUCCUGCGGCAGCUUGGCUUCGAACUGAUCGAGCCGCCUGCAACGGCAAGCUUUCAGAGUUUGCUCAAUCUGUUUAGCCCGCGGGAAAAGACGGGCUACAUCCCGCUCACGCUCAAUCGCUACAAGUGGGACCGGCUCUGUCCGCAGGUGCUCUUCAUCUACCCGGAGGAUCGGUCGAAAUUUGUGCAAUCGCAAAUAUUCGUCGAUCAUCAGUUCAUCAUACAGGAUCGUUCGUUUACCAUCGGUCCGACCGUGUUCUCCAAUCUGCUCGACUACUUCGAGGUGCAGGGUGACGUACUGCAGACGCACAUAGCUUCGCCACGGUCCACUGCCUACCUGGCGUCCCUGCUGGCGAACUGUAAUCGUGUGCGCAACUUUGUGGCCUUCGGUUGUGGCAGCAAGCUGGCCGAGUAUCGCGAGUAUAUGGCCGAGCUGGGCGUGACCAACGUGAAGCUGUUCGCCGAACCAUUCGCCGAUAUCCCGCACGGUUCACCGAUAGUGGACAAAGUGGUGGGCAUCCUGGCGAACCCACCCAGCUCGUACAGUGCCGUCAGUGAUCCGAUUGAUCUGAUCUGUAGCCGUGGCGGCGAUCUUUCGAUGUUGGAAAUGCUGUCCGAGUCGGAAAUGACGGACGAUAGCCGGCAGCGGGUUUCGAAGCUGCUCGAAAAGCAACGCGAAACGCUGAAGCUGGCCAUGUCACGACCGCAGGUACAGUUCAUACUCUACCAAACACACUCGAUCGUGGAGACGGAAAACGAUACCAUGGUGCAGCGGGCAGUCGAGUACACCAACCAGAAGGCGUUCGACGUGCACUAUAAGGCGAUGAAGGAGCGGGAGAUGGCCGCACUCGCCGAAGCGGCAGGAAACACGCUGGUCAACCGGCUACUCGGUAGACAGCAAGAAGCAGCAGCACGGGCCAAGAAUGCCGAAGCUUCCGAGGGCGGAGAACGCGAUGGAACCGAGGGUGGCGCAGAUGGAGCGAGUACACGCAAAAACUCCGAAGAGGAGGUCAACGUACCACCGACGGAUCAGUUCGAGGUGGUAGAGCUGCCCGACUUCUGUCCUCAAAGAGACAACUGUCUCGAUUUUAAGGAGUGUGGAGUGUAUCUAUCGCUCAUUAAGCGCAAGGAAGUAAUACGGCUCGAUUCGAAGUAUCUCAUCAAGAUAGCGGAGCUGCGCGGCAUAUUCGGUGAUGCUAACAAUGAGCCACGCUUUAACGUAAAGGUGACGAAACGUACCGAUCGCAAGUCGGAGGAACAGGACGCACACGAUCUGCACAAUCGCAAGAAGCGGCUGAAGCGCCGUGGAAGUAAUAUGGAUUCCCUCAUCACCCGUCUCAAUACACCGACCCAGGCAUCGUUGAAGCGUGCUCACCAUCACCGGAUGUCGUCCGUUGAGCACAAGUUUAUGUUCUUCGAUGCCUACCGCGAAUGGUGCCCGAAGUAUGCGAACCGGAGUGAUAACAACCUGAGCGUCCUGUCGGACGAUCGGUCUUCAACAGUGUCGAUUGUACGGGCUCGCGUCUGGUGGAAGACAACCAUCCAUUACGUGAUCCAGAAGAUUCGCCUCUCUAAGCUGGACGGGUCGGACGAUGGGACGGAAUUUCCACCGCUGAUACUACGCCGCUAUCCGGCUGGAUGUCGUUUGGGGACCGGUGGGCCAGAUGGAACGAAACGGUUUCGCUGGAGCCAUCAAAACCGCAUACCUUACCCACUGCCCGUGCGGAUACUCGAGUUCCGGCAGUAUAAUUCCGAAAACAGCCUGCUCAACAAAACUGAAGACUCGGAGAAAACCUGCCCGGAAAGACCAGCAAGACUCAGUCGCCAAAAUGCACUCACCAAUACCAGCUGCCCAGGUCCACGAGUUCGGCUAAGGUCUUCACACUCCUGCUAAAGAUAUUCACUAGCACAAUCCACAAAGAUGAUAUUUUGUAUUUUUAAAUGACAAUCAAGUAAACUAAUCGCUAUCUAAUAAACUAAUGAAAAGUAAAAAAGAACUACAACUGAA
Molecule: messenger RNA, 3320 nt
Organism: Anopheles coluzzii
Lineage: Eukaryota; Metazoa; Arthropoda; Insecta; Diptera; Culicidae
Exons: 6
Coding region: 150-3206 (1018 amino acids)
Source: RefSeq, a predicted model, not a curated record